This is a messenger RNA of Trichomycterus rosablanca, 1768 nucleotides long. It is a transcript of the gene edem2, whose product is annotated as ER degradation enhancer, mannosidase alpha-like 2. Gene Ontology annotation, cellular component: endoplasmic reticulum; membrane. The record is from RefSeq and is a predicted model, not a curated record. Gene Ontology annotation, biological process: mannose trimming involved in glycoprotein ERAD pathway; endoplasmic reticulum mannose trimming; carbohydrate metabolic process. Gene Ontology annotation, molecular function: calcium ion binding; mannosyl-oligosaccharide 1,2-alpha-mannosidase activity. The transcript has 11 exons. NCBI's taxonomy places the organism in Eukaryota, Metazoa, Chordata, Actinopteri, Siluriformes, Trichomycteridae. The coding region runs from base 4 to 1677 and encodes 557 amino acids.
UUAAUGUUUUCUUUCCUUUUCAAAAUUAUUUUUAGUUUAAUACACCUGUCUCCAAUCAUCAGCAAUGACUUUAGUGAGCAGGAAAUGUCUCAUUACAGAGACAGAAUAAAGUCUAUGUUUUAUCAUGCCUACAACAACUACUUGGAGAAUGCAUAUCCAUAUGAUGAGCUCCGACCUUUGACAUGCGAUGGACAGGAUACUUGGGGAAGUUUUUCACUUACUCUUAUUGAUGCCUUGGACACAUUACUGAUAUUGGGGAAUCACACAGAGUUUCAGCGUGUGGCUGCUCUAAUUCAGGACACUGUGGAUUUUGAUAUUGAUGUAAAUGCAUCAGUGUUUGAGACAAACAUACGAGUGGUUGGGGGGCUUUUAUCAGCUCAUCUGUUGUCCAGGCAGGCUGGGAUCAAAGUAGAGGUGGGUUGGCCUUGUUCUGGUCCGCUACUUCGCUUGGCUGAGGAUGCAGCUCGCAAACUUCUUCCAGCAUUUCAAACACCCACUGGUAUGCCUUAUGGAACGGUGAAUCUGCUGAAAGGAGUCAACCCAAGUGAGACAUCUGUUACUUGCACUGCAGGCGUGGGCACAUUUAUUUUGGAGUUCUCCACUCUUAGUCGUCUCACUGGAGACCCUGUGUUUGAAGAUGUUGCACGUAAGGCCCUCAGUGCCCUCUGGAACACCCGCUCAGGCAUUGGCCUGGUUGGGAACCAUAUUGACAUCAUUACCUCCAAAUGGAUUGCUCAGGAUGCAGGUAUUGGAGCAGGAAUUGAUUCGUACUUUGAGUACUUGCUAAAGGGUGGCAUUAUGCUUCAAGAUGAUAAUCUUCUGACAAUGUUUCAUGAGUUUAAUACGGCCAUAAAGAAUUACACUAAGUUUGAUGACUGGUACUUGUGGGUACAGAUGCAUAAGGGCACAGUUUCCAUGCCUGUCUUUCAAUCUUUGGAGGCAUUUUGGCCAGGUCUGCAGAGUCUAAUAGGGGACAUUGACAGUGCCACAAGGACCUUUCAUAACUACUUUACGGUGUGGAGACAGUUUGGUGGCCUUCCAGAGUUUUACAACAUUCCUCAGGGUUAUGCUGUGGACAAGCGAGAGGGAUAUCCUUUAAGACCAGAGCUAAUCGAGAGUGCCAUGUACCUGUAUAAGGCCACUAGUGAUCCAUCAUUUUUGCAGUUGGGCCGGAAUGCUAUUGAGUCCAUAGAGAAAAUAAGCCGUGUCAAAUGUGGCUUUGCUAGUGUAAAGGAUGUGAGAGACCACAAGCUGGACAAUCGCAUGGAGUCUUUUUUCCUAGCUGAGACUAUUAAGUACCUCUAUCUGCUGUUUGACCCUGAAAACUUUCUUCACAGCAGCGGCACAACAUUUCAUCUGGGCGGUUCACAUGGGGAAUGCAUUCUUGGGGCAGGGGGUUAUAUCUUUAAUACAGAGGCCCAUCCACUUGAUCCAGCUGCUCUUCACUGCUGCAGCAAGGACCAGGAUGAACACUGGGAGCUAAAGGACAUCCUUCUUAGUUUAUCAGAGCCUCUUAAGCCAUUCAUGGACAAGGCAAAAGAGGUAUUAAAAGACAGAAAUUUAGAAAGCAUGGUGUUGAAUUCUCACGAAAGACGCAAAGCACCUGUCCUCUCUUGCCCUACACAGCCUUUGAGUGCUCGAUUUGCAGUUAUGGGCCAAGUUGCCUCAAGACAGUAAAUGGGCAUAGAUUGAUCCUACAUUAUAAUGUAGAAUAACAAUGUAACUGAAUAUUAAAAUGUUUUAUAUUAAAAAUAAUUAAAAUUUGAAA